CCCCAGCCGACAGUUGCUGCUUACCUUGCGCGUCGCUCCACCGAGCUACUGCGGCCCACUCGACGAGGAAGCCUAUUCGCUCCGUGAACUUGAAGAGCAGCCGCAAGAGCCAUCGACGCCGUCGAGUUCCAAGUUGUGGUGCACCACCACCGCCAUUUCCACGAAAGAUGUCUCUACUCCCGGCAGCGCCUAAGAAGCUCAGUUCCGGUGGGCAGAAAGUCAUAGCAGCGGCGCGCCAAGAAUUUGGCAUGCACAUGUACUUCAACGAACCAUUCAGUGCGGCCACGAAGGAUUUCAGAGUCGAACUCAGCCAGAAAUUUGCGAAAAAUUCAAAGCUCACAAUCGUCGUUGAAGUUUUGCCUGACAGCUUCAUGGAGAUUUGCUACGAGACACUCGAGGACAGCAACAGGUACUUCUACGUCAGCCGCGAUCCCGUCGACGGCAAGCUGUACGCGGGCACCAAGCUACUUGAGUACCCCUACAACCACCACCGUCAGGACCUGCCCCUGAAUAAAACCAAGCUUGAUACGGGCAAGCCUUACGUCAUCCAGCUCGAGUGGAAGGCCGAUGACUCGAUCGAGUUCUACCUGGAUGGGUCCGCCUCUAUCACGGGCACUAAGCCCGCCGGCACUAUGCUCAAGGACUGUGCGCGCCUUGUACCCGGCGAGCUGUUCCCGGGAGACACAAGCAAAACCUUGCGCGGCUUUACCGUCUACGAAGUGCACCACAGUUCCCCAACAUGGGAGAGCGUGUUUGAAGAGAACUACAGCUAUACGCUUCCCGCACAGUACGUCUUGGCUUCCAAUGUCCUCAUGCGGAUUUCCGGCAAAUGCAUCAUGCGCGAGUAUCGAACGGGAGAGAUCAAAGUGUAUUAUGACGGCCAGGUGGCCGCCAUACUAAGGCGACUGCAGAAGAACAAGCCGAUGACGGUCGUGAUCAAGUUAAGUGCCACCGAAAUGAUCAUCUCGCUCGUCGGCGCACCCGUUCCGGCCCCACCGGUUACGGUACCGUUGGUGAGAAGCACUGUCGAGCCAAGCCUCAAGGUCAUCAGGGUUACCCGAAACCUGCAAACGCACAACGUGGAAAUUAUCUCAGGCAUUUCUCCAUCCACGUGAAAGGACAACUUUCGGGCCCGUGCCGCAUCACUCAGCCGCCGAAGAUGUGCGCUUAUUUGCCCGUAUACAUGCUUACGUUCAACCCUCAUGCUUCAGAGGAAGAGAACGGUGUUCAAUAAACGAUUGUUCCACAA
Messenger RNA from Dermacentor andersoni, 1249 nucleotides. RefSeq lists its product as uncharacterized. NCBI's taxonomy places the organism in Eukaryota, Metazoa, Arthropoda, Arachnida, Ixodida, Ixodidae. The record is from RefSeq and is a predicted model, not a curated record.